AUCACGCAUGACGCGUGAAAAUUCAUCGAGAUUUUUUCAACUGUUAGUUCCUUGUCUUUAUUUUCUGGUGUGAGGUGUUUAGUGCGUCGAUUGGAUACUUGAUCUCACUUCAAUACAUUUUUUUGCGGAUUUGGAAGAGCGAAACUCUUCAAAUGCGGAGGUCAGGCUUAGGCAAUCCAUAGUGACACACCACUUCGCAGUAACUCGACUGAAGAUCCUUAAACAAUUUCUUAGUUUCAUACAUGACAACGACGAAUCAAUUAGUAAAUUUUAAACUGGCGAUGACAGACGUUUCGGAGAAAACGGAAACGAUAGAUUCCGCAAUUAACGAAGGCGACGAUUCGUCGACGCAGACGAGGAACCAUGAAGACUCCAAAUCGUCGCACCAAUUUUCCAUUCGGCGUCUCCUGAACUUAUCAGAUGACGCCAAAGAAUCCCUGGCAGGGAUCCGAUUGGCUAUGAACACAUCGUAUCCCGAAACAAGUCGGACGGGACAGCACUGGGUCGGAAAUGAGGACCGUAACGACGACAGUCAAGAGAGUUUCGUAAACGGCUCAGAACCUGUGUCUUCUGGACACUCCAACCGUCUCCAGGAAGACGAAAGUGAGAUGGACAACAGAAGGGACGGAAUCAUAGACGAUGACGUAGAUAAAGACGAGCGGCGGAAAAGACCGCGGACUGCUUUCACAGCAUCUCAAAUCAAGACGCUUGAGGCCGAAUUUCAGAGGAACAAAUACCUCUCCGUCGCUAAAAGGUCCUUCCUCUCCAAGACACUCCAGCUCACUGAGACACAGAUAAAAAUAUGGUUUCAAAAUAGAAGGACAAAAUGGAAGAGAAAGUACACCAAUGAUCUAGAGAUAUUAGCACAGCAAUACUACAAUUCCUUGGGAAUGCCUGCUCCUCGACCAAUAUUUUUUGGAGACAGACUUUGGUUUUUCAAUGUGACCAUGAGCCGUGGACAAGCCGAUCUGCCACAUCCAUCUUACAAUACAGACGUGGUUCAAUCGGUCGUGCCCCUUCCAGCAACUGUCGCGUUUCCAGAAUACAGUAACGGUAGAAGUUUACGUUGACAUAAGUCUGAGAAAAAAAGAGAGAGAGGAAAAAUAUUAAUUUUCCUUAUGGUCCUUUCUUCUUUUAAUUUCUCAAAAACAAGAUACGGAUAUCCACUCGGAUGCGGCUCCUAUUUGCCCUUAAAAAAGUUUAACAUCAGUCAAUUCACGUUUAAGUUGUCUUUCAUGCUGAAAUUUUUCGCACAGUCGAAAAAGACAGUUCUUAUGGGUGGCCUUUGAGAGUAAAGAAGGAGAGGAUUGCAAGUGCAGUGUACAGUAAUUGUAGGAAAGAAACAAGUAAAACUUUUGCUCUCACAAACCUUGCAUGCUUUGAACGUACCUUCUUCUCAUGAUCAGAAGGAAACAGGAAAACCGGAGUAUACACGUGCCGUUUGGACUCAAAAUCCAAAGCCAAAAUGCGAGACCGCAUACCUUUCUCCGUUUUUGACGUUGCAGGCUACAUUUUUUCUUUCAACAAAUAGUCAACAAAAAACCCACAACUUUCUUGAUUAUUCGUCUCUGCUGGCAAAAUAUUCG
Messenger RNA from Bemisia tabaci, 1586 nucleotides. RefSeq names its product homeobox protein HMX3. Gene Ontology annotation, molecular function: DNA-binding transcription factor activity, RNA polymerase II-specific; RNA polymerase II cis-regulatory region sequence-specific DNA binding. Gene Ontology annotation, biological process: neuron differentiation; brain development; regulation of transcription by RNA polymerase II. Gene Ontology annotation, cellular component: nucleus. The record is from RefSeq and is a predicted model, not a curated record. NCBI's taxonomy places the organism in Eukaryota, Metazoa, Arthropoda, Insecta, Hemiptera, Aleyrodidae.